CAGGUCACAUGGACAAUGGUGCUUGGGUGAUGUAACACACGGUAUACUUCACCUGCCAAAUGUUGAAAAUUUCAAAGCCCUCUACAUUGCAAUGAAAAUGAUAUAAAGAGUUGCAGACUGGUGAAUCUGUCGUAUCAAUAUCAGCUUUGCGCCUAGCGAGUUGGAAGCAUAGCCCUUCUUUCCGUGCCUUCAAAAUGGAACUACCCAUAAAAGCACUGGAUUGUAGAGAUACCGAAAUCCAUUACACAAUAAAAGCCAUGAACCUUUCCUACUGGUUAUCUCGGCGGUUUGAUGACUUCAAGUGGUUUUUGUGGAAAGAGGCAACUGCUAGUAAAUGCAUUUUAAAAAAAGUGAAUUGUGAAGCUAGACCUGGUGAAAUCUUGGCAAUUGCCGGUCCGAGUGGAGCUGGCAAGACAACAUUGUUGGAAGUGCUAGCAGGGAUGAUCCCACUGAGUAGACUUUCUGGUAAUGUUCUUGUAAAUAACGAAGCAAUGGAUCCCGGACACUUCCGAAGGGUAUCAGGUUAUGUCACACAAGACCAACUUCUCUUCCCGCUUCUAACAGUUGAAGAAACACUCAUGUAUAGCGCUCGUCUCAGGUUGCAUGAUGGGCAGCAGCACAACAAGGCUGCUUUCAGAGUAAAAGAGUUACUCAAGGAACUUGGACUAGAGGAAGUUGCCAAUGUUAGAAUUGGUGAGGAAUCUAAUCGUGGUAUUUCAGGUGGACAGAAACGUAGAGUAUCAAUCGGGGUCGACCUAGUUCAUGAUCCGACUGUUCUUUUGAUUGAUGAACCAACAUCAGGGUUGGACUCUGCAUCUGCCUUUCAUGUGGUAUCGUUGUUGAAAUCUAUGGCUACUAAACAAGGCAAAACAAUUGUUUUAACUGUCCAUCAACCUGGUUUCCGAAUUCUCGAGCUGUUUGAUCGAAUUUUGUUGUUAUCAAAUGGAACCGUUAUUCAUCAUGGGACCUUGCAUCUCCUCGAACAACGUCUCCAAUUUGCAGGUCAUUCCAUUCCUUGCCAUGUUAAUGUUUUGGAGUUUGCCAUUGAAGUGACACAAGAUUUGGUCGUAAGCACCGAAGAAAGUGAAGAUUGUGAAGAUAUUAGAAGAAAUCUUCAAUUCAGUAAUGUCAAAGAAAACAAUAUCUGUUAUGCCAAUCCUCUGUUCAUGGAGGUUCUGAUAUUAUGUCAGAGAUUUUCUAAUAACAUAUAUAGGACAAAACAGCUUUUCAUAGCAAGAACAAUACAAGCUCUAGCUGCUGGGAUUGUGCUUGGCACAAUAUUUAUGAACGCAGGUAAUGGUUCUAUGAGAUCUAAGCUACAAACUCAAAUUGGGUUUUUCGCCUUCAGUCUCACCUUCUUGCUCUCAUCCACAACGGAAGGCUUACCAAUUUAUCUACAAGAGAGAAGAAUUUUAAUGAAAGAAACCUCAAGGGGAGCUUAUAGAGUCUCUUCUUAUGUCAUAUCAAACACAAUGGUAUUCAUGCCUUUCCUGUUAUUUGUGGCUCUGCUGUACACCUUCCCUGUAUACUGGCUAGUAGGAUUGAGGAGGGAAAUCAAUGCUUUUCUUUACUUCUCAUUGGUGGUCUGGUUAGUGGUUCUAAUGUCAAAUUCAUUUGUAGCAUGUUUUAGUGCACUUGUUCCAAAUUUCAUCAUGGGAACAUCUUUGAUCGCCGGCCUCGUAGGAUCUUUUUUUCUAUUUUCAGGCUAUUUCAUAUCAAAAGAAGAUAUACCUAAGUAUUGGAUUUUCAUGCACUACUUGAGUUUGUUCAAGUAUCCCUUUGAGUGUUUUAUGUUAAAUGAGUAUGGAGGAGAGAAGGGUCAAAAGAGAUGCUUGAAGAUUGUCGAAGGGCAGUGUUAUCUCAAUGGUGAAGGGUUUUUGAAGCAGCAAGGUCUCAAUGAGUCACAGAAAUGGAGUAACAUUGUUGUCAUGUUGAGUUUCAUUGUUGGGUACAGAUUUUUAAGCAUUUUGCUUUUGAGUUACAGGUCCUGUAGAACAAAAUGUUGACUAGCUGCUUCUAUCCUGCUUUUCUAUUUCACAUUAUACAAA
Gossypium arboreum is the source of this 2048-nucleotide messenger RNA. Its product is annotated as ABC transporter G family member 10-like. Lineage: Eukaryota; Viridiplantae; Streptophyta; Magnoliopsida; Malvales; Malvaceae. Gene Ontology annotation, biological process: transmembrane transport. The transcript has a single exon. Gene Ontology annotation, cellular component: membrane. The record is from RefSeq and is a predicted model, not a curated record. Gene Ontology annotation, molecular function: ATP binding; ABC-type transporter activity; ATP hydrolysis activity. Bases 195 to 2006 code for a protein of 603 amino acids.